Messenger RNA from Aphis gossypii (cotton aphid), 3342 nucleotides. Its product is annotated as histone-lysine N-methyltransferase SETDB1-like. The transcript has 4 exons. Bases 328 to 3219 code for a protein of 963 amino acids. Lineage: Eukaryota; Metazoa; Arthropoda; Insecta; Hemiptera; Aphididae. Gene Ontology annotation, molecular function: DNA binding; protein binding; zinc ion binding. Gene Ontology annotation, cellular component: nucleus. Gene Ontology annotation, biological process: negative regulation of gene expression; heterochromatin organization. The record is from RefSeq and is a predicted model, not a curated record.
UGUUCGAUUAGGUAAUUUUGUAAUUAAAAGAAGGCCUACGAGCCAAGACAUUCAGUUUUGACCCAAUCAGGCGAUUGUGGUUUUGAACACCGCUGCAAAAAAAAUUUUUAUAAUUCUCGGAGACAUGGGUGAAACAAUAAACUGUGAUCGGACGAAAAUCUGGUAUACUGCCUUAGAAGUUAGAAGUUUGUUCAGCGCGUCUACUGCAAUACGCAUUUCCGUGUACGACGAACGUCGCCCAAGCAUAGCGUUCGUCGUUCCCACCUAGGACCAAGACCUCCCACCGAUAACUGACGAUAGUCGUUAACAAGGUGCUCUCUCUAUCGCAUGUCCAAGCAGUGCAUUAAUUAUUAUUGCAAAUCAAAACGUAAUGAAGAGCUCUACGCUGCCCAACAAUCAGUAUGCAAUUAUUAUAAUGUUCGGUAUAAGCCAUAUCGUCGAGUUUGUAGGGUCUGUAUGAAGAAGAGCACACUGUUUUUAAAUAAAAUUAGUACACUCUUGAAAAACCAAAAAUUCAUAUUUGAUGACGAUAGCUAUUCAAGAAAAAAUAUUAAUAUUAUUGAGUUAUCUGACUCUGAUGACUCUAUUACCGACAACAAUGAUGGACCAUCAACAUCAUACCUAAAUCCCCAAACAACAAAAUUGCCUGAAACUAUUCACGCAGUGUGGAACAAAACUGUUAAACCGUUAGUCACUGUACAAAAAGAAAAAAUCACAAACUAUUUAAUUUCUGAAAGAUCUCAACUGAUUGCUGGCAUAGAACAAAUAAAAGAUACAGUGACUGAAUUAGACAACAAACUGAAAAAUAUGUACGAUAAAAUAUAUAAGUUUGAUAAGCAGCAAGAAUUUGAAUUCGAUAAAGAAAUCAAUAUUGUUGAUACUAAUGAUGUUUGCAUAGUAUCAUCGAAAAUGUUACCUGGGCUGCCAAAAGACUUGCCAAAAGGAGGCAGAGUAAUAAGGCCCUUACUAAAAAUGGGUGACCAAGUCUAUGGCAUGAAAGAUUCACAGUUACAGCCGUGGGUUAAGGCAACUAUUAAAUCUGCAGUUAGUGAUACAUAUUUCAAUAUUAUAUUUGAUGACGGAAAAGAAAUAAUUUUAAAUAAUAAAAACUUAGCAUACAUAAAUACUUUAAACGAAGCGCAGUAUCCAGUAGGUAGUAGAGUCAUCGCCAAAUUCCAAGAUAUGAACAUUCAAUUGACAGAUAAAUUCUACGUGGGAGUAGUAGCAGAACCACCAAAAUAUCUCAAUAAAUUCAGAUACAUGGUAUUCUUUGAUGAUGGAUAUACACAAUAUGUAAAUCAUAAAGAUAUUCGCCUGGUAUGUGGUGAACCAACAAAUAUAAGUGAUGAUGUACAUGAAAAUAUUAGAGAAUUUGUCAAGAUUUAUUUACAAAAGUAUCCAGAACGUCUUAUGGUAAAGUUUAAUAAAAAACAAGUAGUGCGCGCAGAACUAGACAAUAGAUGGGUGUUAGCCAAGGUAACAAACUUAGAUGCUUCGUUAGUUCAGUUAAAAUUCCUAUAUGUCACGAAUGAGCGCACAGAGUGGAUGUAUCGAGGUUCAAAUAGAUUAAGCCCAAUAUACAAUCGAAUAAAUAGUAAUAACCAAGAUAAGCAUAUACGUAGUACAAUGGGUGAUGUUAUAAAAUUUAUAAAUCAACCUUAUAUUGAACUAGAAAAUCUGACAGAAAAUGAAGAAAGCAUUAGUAAUGUUGAUAGUGAUAUCCAGAAAGAUAAUGAUUUAGCCUUUCCGUUUUAUUCAACUCGGAAAAAACAUAAACCUCAAGAAAAUAAUGGUAUUAUUAAAAUUAUUAAAAUACCAUCAAACUGUCCAAAACCAUUAUCAUAUAAGCACCACCAGUGUUCUUUAUCAUGUAUGUUAAGGGUCCGCUAUGACUAUUCUAAAACACGAGAUAUAAAUGUUUUAAGCAUUCCAUUACAUUUUGGUUUCACAAGGUUGAUAAAAACAGAUAAAGACUCAAAAUUAAAAAAAGUUAUCUAUACCACUCCUUGCGGACGUGAAAUAAACGAUAAACAAACAAUGUACAAAUAUUUGAAAGAGACAGGAUAUGGUAAUAACACAAUGACUAUUGAUUUAUUUGAUUUUGAUUAUAUGAUAAAUCCGUUGUCUUCAUUUAGUGUACCCGAAAAGUAUAUUCGCGUACACGACAUAUCUUAUGAAAUGGAAUUCAAAACAAUAAGUGUUGCCAACAGUUUGAAUGAUUUGGUACCAAAACAUAUUACGUAUAUAACAAAACGCAAACCAACCCCCGGUGUUAAUUUAAAUUUAGACCCAAAAUUUUUAUGUGGUUGUGAUUGUACUGAUAAUUGCCAAGACAAAACAAAAUGUUCCUGUUGGCAACUUACUUAUGAGAGUAAAAAAAAUUAUCCAAAUAUAAUUAAAGGUACUAACAUUGGCUACAAUUACAAAAGAUUAGAAAGUCCACUGUACACAGGUAUUUUUGAAUGCAAUAUCAAUUGUAAAUGUACAAAAACUUGUUUGAAUCGUGUUGUUCAGGAACCACUGAAGACUUCACUGCAAUUGUUUUUAACUGAAAAUAAAGGCUGGGGAGUAAGAACACUUACUGAUAUUCCUAAAGGCACAUUUGUUUGUACGUUUGUUGGAGAGGUUCGCACAGAAAAUGAUGAAGCAAUAAACGGUGAUGAAUACUCGGCAGAUUUAGAUUUUCUCAAGACAGUUGAAGAGUUCAAAGAAGGAUAUGAGAGUUAUGUGGCUGAAGAAGAAAGUGAAAAUUGUACUAGUACAUCUGAUGAAGAGUUUAAUCCUUCAAGUGAGAUCAAGAGUAAGAUGAAUGUGAAUAAAUCUAAAAUGUCAUUAAGGACAAAUUUACAAAACACAAACACAAAAAUUGAUGGCAAACACCAAUUAUCCAAGCUCAAUACCCAAAAAAAAGUUGAAAGUAAGCACAAAUCCAUAAUAGAACUCUUAGAUAAAGACUGUGGCGUUCACAUAUUGGAUUCUAAGGUCAGUGGAAACAUCGGUCGUUAUUUCAAUCAUUCCUGCGAUCCAAACAUUUUUAUUCAGAAUGUUUUUGUUGACACCCAUGAUCUUAGAUUUCCAUGGAUAGCAUACUUUGCAUUAAAAAAUAUUUCAGCUGGAACUGAACUAGCAUGGAAUUAUAAUUAUAUUAUAGGGAGCGUGCCAGACAAAAAAAUGAAGUGCUACUGUAAAACAAAAAAAUGCAAAAUCAGAUUAUUAUAAUUUUUAUUUAUGACAAAUAUCUUUUUAAUUAUUAAAUGUUUUUUUAUUCAUAAGUAAACAAAAUAUAUUAUUUUUAAAUGAUUUAUAUGAAAACUAUUACAUUAAAAUGUUGAUAAAAUUUCA